This is a messenger RNA of Paraglomus occultum, 1572 nucleotides long. The record is from the annotation of a GenBank genome assembly. Lineage: Eukaryota; Fungi; Glomeromycota; Glomeromycetes; Paraglomerales; Paraglomeraceae.
AUGGGUGGCGGUCCCCCAGAAGGAACAGAUGAUCCAUUCUUAUCGGAAGCAGAGCGAGCAGAGAUGAUGAACUAUAACGAAAGGUUCUCAGGCAGGCCGGAAAUGGAGGAAAGGGUCAGGAGUAACAGACAAAUGGCAGACGAGGCUACUGCGGACCAAAUCGAGGUCUCCACACCAUUUGAAGAUGAAACUGAUUCAAAUACGUUAAAUAGAUCUUUCAACGAGCUUUUUGGAGUUUCCAGUGAAUCACGGUAUAGCACUCCGGCCCACUCUGGCGAGUUCAAUAAUCAUGAAACCGACGAGUUUUCGCCCGCUGCUCCGCAAACUCAGUAUACUCAUAAUCAAGGUUCUGCCACGUUAAAUGGAUCUUCAACUUUUGGAGUUUCCAGUGAAUCGCAGUAUAGCACUCCGGCUCAUUCUGGCGAGUUUAAUAGUCAUGAGUUUUCGUCAACUGCUCCGCAAACUCAGUACACUCAUAGACAGGGUUCUAAUGGAUCUUUCAACGAUUCUUUUGGAAUUUCCCACGAAUCGCAGGAUAGCACUCCGGCCCAUUCUGGCGAGUUCAAUAAUUAUGAAACCGACGAGUUCUCAUCCGCUGCUCCGCAAACUCAGUAUACUCAUAAACAGGGUUCUGCCACGUUAAAUGGAUCUUUCAGCGAGCCUUUUGGAGUUCCCAAUGCGUCGUAUAACACUCCGGUCCCCUCUGGCGACUUCAAUAAUCAUGAAACCGAUGAGUUUUCGCUUGCUGCUCCGCAGACUGACUUCGCUCUUAUACAAAAUUCUACCUAUGAAGAUAAUUGGUCUUUUGAGCAAUCUGUAAUGAAGCGCGAAGCGGAAAAGAAUCCGUUUGUCGGUCGGCUAGAGAGCAUUGAAGAAUUGAUGAGGGAAUACGAACAUGGAAGCGAAUCUUAUCGUCAGAAGAUACAAAAACUGGCUGAGAAACAUGGUAAGAUCAGGCGCUGUCGUGGUGACGGAAAUUGUUUCUACCGAGCAUUGGUUUUUGCUUGGUUUGAACGGCUUCUCCAUUCCAAAAGUCAUCAUCUUAUACAAAAGGCAAUUGACACGGUUAAGUCGACUUAUCGCCUUCUACUCUCGGCAUCGUUCCAACAGGAGGUUAUCGAGGAUUUCUAUGAUGGAGUUUACCAACUUUUGCAAUCGAUUGCGAAGGGAAAUACGGACGAUGAGUCGCUAUGGUCCGCGUUUCAGGUCGGCAUGACCACUAAUUCCCUCGUAUGGUACUUUAGAGCUGUUACCUCUGCAUUUUUGAAAAAGAAUAGGGACGAGUUUGAACCAUUUCUAGAAGUAGAUAUGGACAUGGAUCAAUACUGUGGGACAUUUGUGGAGGUUAUGGACAAAGAAGCUGACCAUAUUCACGUUACGGUGUUGACUCGGGCAUUGCGAGUUCCUGUGGAAAUCGCAUAUUUGAGCGGAUCAGAGGCAUUAGAAGAAGUUAACUUCCAUGAGUUUUAUCCUGAACCGGAAGAAGACGAUGGUGUACCGACUGUUCCGUUGAAACCUUUAGUUUUGUUAUAUAGGCCAGGUCACUAUGAUAUUUUGUAUCGAAACGAAUAA